Molecule: messenger RNA, 849 nt
Organism: Hydatigera taeniaeformis
Lineage: Eukaryota; Metazoa; Platyhelminthes; Cestoda; Cyclophyllidea; Taeniidae
Source: the annotation of a GenBank genome assembly
AUGAUUGUUCUCGCGCGUUCUUUAGUUUGCAGCUCAAGGGUUCCUCUCAGGGGCUUUCGCGUUGGAGCGAUGCAUGUUCUAACUGUUCCUGCUUUGUCCGAUAAUUAUAUGUACUUACUUGUCGACGAGAAGACAAAGGUAGACAGUCAAUGCGCGGCGGUCGAUCCGGUGGAAGCCCCCAAAAUCUUAGCCGAAGUGAAGAAACGAGGCUUGACUUUGUCCUGUAUUCUCACCACGCAUCACCAUUGGGAUCAUGCUGGAGGCAAUUCGGAGCUUUUGAAAUCUUUACCUUCUCCCAUACCUGUUUACGGUGGUGGUAAAAAUGUGGAAGCCGUCAGCAAGCAGGUUGCGCACGGCGACCAGAUUACCUUGGGCAGUGACAUCCUAGUGACGUGCUUGCACACGCCCUGUCAUACCAAAGAUCACAUCUGUUACUAUGCUAUUGAAGCUGAUCAAGAUGAUGGUUGCGUUUUCACAGGUGAUACAUUGUUUCUAGGUGGUUGCGGGAGGUUUUUUGAGGGUAAUGCUCAACAGAUGUAUCACGCUCUUGUGGAAGUUCUGGGCAAACUUCCGGGCUCAACCAAGGUUUACUGUGGUCAUGAGUACACCUUGAAAAACUUCGACUUCGCUAAAACUGUGGACCCUGGUAAUGCGGCUCUGCUGGAGCGCAUACAGGCUUGCGCGAAGCUGCGUGCUGACCGACAACCAACAGUGCCAGGUACAAUAGCAGAGGAGCUUGCAACUAAUCCCUUCAUGCGAGUUACCGACCCGAACCUGCAGAAAAACGUUAAAGCGAAGGACGCCAUUGAAGCGAUGGCUAUUGUUCGUCGCAGUAAAGAUGCUUUCUAG